Molecule: messenger RNA, 1918 nt
Organism: Guyanagaster necrorhizus
Lineage: Eukaryota; Fungi; Basidiomycota; Agaricomycetes; Agaricales; Physalacriaceae
Product: thiolase-like protein
Exons: 11
Coding region: 442-1824 (460 amino acids)
Molecular function (GO): acyltransferase activity, transferring groups other than amino-acyl groups
Source: RefSeq, a predicted model, not a curated record
AGGCUUUCGGCAUUGCUCCACGCUUCGUCUAGAUAUCGAUCCGAACAAAGUAUGAAGUCCACGGUGCUGCGGGUAUUCCUUUUACUCCGGGUCGUGCAUGUAGACUCAAAGUUUAUCAACAGAAGUCUGAGAACCAGCGGGCCCACGAGCAUAGCGAAUAGUUGGUAAUGAGCUACCGGUGCUAUUCUUUGCCUUGAGCUAACGCGAACGAGAAUCCAACGGCAUAAGUUUCCUCUGCAGAUUUCAUUUUGGCUUCUAUGCAUGCUAGCCAUGUGGCCUCGUGAAAUGACAUGCUCUCAUCGAUCGGUGCCCUCGUGAUGGAGAGUUAAGUCGGAGCGUGGAGGAAGCAGGCUAACAAGAACCCGGAAUGCCGGAGCAUUCUACGCAUCGGUACCGCUUUACUCUCUACUCUGCCCAUCAAUUAGUACAGAAUCCUCAGAAAUGGCUAUUGGCAGAAGAACAUUCCUCAUCGGUGGUGGCUGCACUGCGUUCAUCAAGCCUCGGGCGACGAGGACCACAGAAGACAUGGGUCUUGAGGCAGCCACGAAGGCUCUCCUUGAUGCUGGGAUAACAUACGAUUCCGUGGAGCUCGCUUGUGUGGGUUAUUGUUACGGAGAUUCUACAUCAGGACAGAGGGCUCUGUACAAUCUUGGCCUGACGGGUAUACCUAUUAUCAAUGUGAACAACAAUUGUUCUACCGGGUCGAGUGCACUGUACCAAGUAAACAAUGCCGUCAAGUUCUCGCAGGCUGAAUGCGCCUUGGCGUUGGGCUUCGAACGAAUGAAGCCCGGUAGUCUGGGGACUAACUUCCCUGAUAGACCUAGUCCGACGGUUUUAUUUAAUGAACGCUCCUUAGAACUGGAGGAUAAAUAUUUAGGUAAAAACCAUGGUCCUAGGUCUCCAAGACUCUUUUCAAACGGCGCAAAAGAGUAUUUCAACAAGUAUGGUGGCGGGAUUGUGCAUUUAGCGCAAAUUGCAUCCAAGAACCAUAAACAUUCGCUCAACAAUCCAUACUCACAAUUCAAAGAGGGAUGGAGCGAGGAGCAGGUCCUGAAGGCGCCGAAGAUCACGAACGAGCUUACGAAGUUCAUGUGCAGUCCUACAUCGGACGGCGCUGCUUGCUGCAUUGUCGCGUCAGAAAACUUUGUUCACUUGCAUGGAUUGGAGAACCAGGCUAUCGAGAUUGUUGCCUCUGUACUGAUGACAGACAUCCCCGACGCCUUUGAGAGCAUGAGUGCCAUGGAAAUUAUUGGCUAUGGAAUGACCAAGAAAUGUGCGGAUAAGGCGUUCAAGGAUGCGGGAUUUAAGGAUGGCGAAGGUAGGGAUCAGGUUGGCGUGGUAGAGCUACAUGAUUGCUUUGCUGCCAACGAGCUGAUCACCUAUCCUGCUCUCGGAUUGUGUGCUAAAGAAGAAGCACAUAAGAUGGUCGAGCGUUACGACAAUACUUAUGGCGGAAAAUACGUUAUUAAUCCUAGCGGAGGACUUGAAGCAAAGGGACACCCGCUAGGUGCUACUGGUCUUGGAAUGCACUUCUAUAUUACAAUGCAACUGCGUAACUGGGCAGGACCUAUGCAGGCGCUAGGUUUAUUCGACACGGCUGAUAAACGAGGGAAGUACGGGCUGGUACACAACCUAGGGCUCGGAGGAGCUGUAGUAAUAUCGCUUUUACGACGUCCGGAAUUCUACAAAGAGGGAGGUCCUGAUGGAAGGUCGAGAUUGGGUUAUAACCACGCGCAUAUAUGCAAGCCAAUAACAAUGCAGGAUGUGGACAAGGUGAAGUCGAAGAAUUCGUCUCCGUACAUCUUGAAGCAUGCCAAGCUUUGAGGCUUUAUUUUUGUAUUAUCACCAUCGCCUUUGUACUUGUAGUAGUAUUGAUAGUGUCCUUACCUGUCAGAAUACGAUGAUUAUUGUCGUGGUU